Messenger RNA from Verticillium dahliae VdLs.17, 1449 nucleotides. RefSeq lists its product as uncharacterized. The coding region runs from base 361 to 1449 and encodes 362 amino acids. Lineage: Eukaryota; Fungi; Ascomycota; Sordariomycetes; Glomerellales; Plectosphaerellaceae. The transcript is spliced from 4 exons. The record is from RefSeq and is a predicted model, not a curated record.
CCCGUACAAUAGGGGGGGGCAACCCUGACUGCCAGACUUGAUCCAUGCUUUUUUUUGUUGCUCGGUUAUACUGUACUUGUACGCUCAAGUGGCGGGGAAAGCCUGGGGGUGUUUCGAAAUUUGUUUUUCUUGCUUUAUACAUCUGGUCACCCCCGGCCAUUGCUGGUCAGAGAGAAAGAGAGGAAAAGAGAAAGAGAAGCGAAGGCUACGCGAGGAAAGGCGGACGACCCUCUCCCCAAGCCGACUUUGCUCUUUUCUUUUUGACGACAAAUUCCCCGCCGAAAAGCAAAACGUGGUUGAGCGUGGAACUUUCGACUGUCAAGUGUCAAGAGCGCGGGAACGGACCUCGUUCUCGCGAGGAUGCAGAUUGGCGGCGAUGGACCGCUCUGCAUUGCGGUGCUGUGGUCCAUGGCCUUUGUCGUCACCCUUUUCCUCUUUCUUCGAUUAUACACGCGCAUCGUCUGCGUGGCGGCGUACGGCACCGACGAUCACUUUUACGCCAUAUCAUGGGUCCUCACACUAGGCUACAGCAUCAUGGGAACCGUGGCCGCGAUCCACGGCUACGGACGGGAUGAUCUCACGGCGCCAGAGGACGUUGAAGCGACGUAUUACCGCAUGAUCGCGCAAUCAUUCUCCCUUCUAGCGACGGGAACAUCCAAGGCGUCGGUCGGUUUCUUCCUGCUGAGACUUGUCGUCGUACGGUGGCAAAUCAUCUCCAUCUGGGCCAUCAUGUCCGUCAUGGGCAUCUUGAGUAUUCUGGGCACCAUCGCCGUGGAUAUUUACUUUGCCGUCCUUCCCUGGAUCUUCAUCUUCAAGCUCAACCUGUCACGCCGGGAAAAGCUGACCAUCGCCGGCAGUCUGAGCCUGGGCAUCUUAGCCGCUGCCGCAGGAGGCAUCCGCGUCAUGAACGUCAAGGGGGUCCGUGACGUGCCCGUGGCCGUGAUCGUGUGGUCCCAGGUCGAGACAUCCCUGACGCUCAUCUGCGUCGGCAUACCCGUGUGCCGUCCACUGUGGUCACGGGUCAUCGGCAAGUGGUGGCAGUCGCGGCAUGGCGAGUCGUACGAGCGGCAAAACGACGCCCGCGACCCGCCAUCCGACCCCAUCGGUUUGCAUACGAUUGGCGGCGGCACCAUGCCCGGCGUGCCCUCCAAGUCGCAGGAGUCGAAGAAGAAGCGGUGGAACCCGCUGACGGGGAGCGGCAGCAGGGGGGACGACGGUGACAGCGACGAGGUCGAUCUCACGGCGAACGUUGCACCAAGGGGCCGGAGUGGACGCGAUACCGACUCGCAGGGCGAAAGCCAGAGCGGACACGAAGUCAAGGAGGCGUGGGUACGGGGGGAUGCCAUGACACGGUCGACGGUGGAGGGGCGGUCUCCAAGUCCUGGUGUGGCUCUGGAGGAUGCAAAGUCGGGUAUCAUGAUGUGUAAGACGUAUGAUGUAACUCGGUAG